Messenger RNA from Macadamia integrifolia, 2284 nucleotides. RefSeq lists its product as uncharacterized. The transcript has 12 exons. The record is from RefSeq and is a predicted model, not a curated record. The coding region runs from base 330 to 1997 and encodes 555 amino acids. Lineage: Eukaryota; Viridiplantae; Streptophyta; Magnoliopsida; Proteales; Proteaceae.
AAUCAUAAUAAAAACUGGGUUCUGUUUGAGCAGUGACGCCGACUUCCAAGGAGAGAGGAUCCUAUUCACUCUUUCGGUUCUGUUUGAUCAGAGACGCCGACUUCCUAUAGCAAAUCCGUCUUAUUGUUGGGGGAUUUGGGAUUUUGCUGUUAUCUUCAGGGAUAUUUUUGGCUGUGGAUUGUGAAAGGAGAGAUUUGAACAGUUCGUUGAAAUUGGAAGCCGAGUACUUACUUCCAAGAUGGAAUUUGGUUCUUGAUGCUUUCUGGAAAAACGCCGAAGUGACUGAUUUCUGAUUUGCACGAUCAGACACACGCGCAGCGUUUUGUAAGAUGGGAGCAGAUUCGAAAAGCCAUAAGAAGCGUUUGGAGGAAGCAGCAGAAGAUUCAUCCUCACCUUCAAUCUCUUCCGACAGCGAAAGCAGUCCUCGCAGUAAAAGAUCGAGUAGUCGUCGCCAUAAGGGAAGCAGAACAAGCAAAAGGGAUAAAGAGAAGAAACGUGAAAGAGUUGAGAGACAUCUUCGAAGAAGAAGGGAAAGAAGGGAGAAGAAGAGGGAGCGAAGGAGAGAAGAGAAACGAAGAUCAAAAAGGAGGGCUGAAGUUGAUAGUGAUGAUGAUGAUGAUUCCAGACUGUCUGGUGGCGAAGCAUCAGAGCCUGAAGUUCCUAGGGAGGACCCAGAAACCGUUCUUCGGUCCAUUCUGAAGGAGUUCCCUUAUGCUGGUGAUGAACUGAAACAGCUUCUUCAAGUGAUUGAUGAUGGGCAGGCUGUUGAUACAAGUUGUAUGUCAGACAGAUCUUUGGUGAAGCUUCUGAAGAAGUUAUUUUCUUCGUUAAAUCUACAAGAAAACGGUUCGGGGCUUUUCUUUUUGCCAACAACUCAGCGUCCUACAAUGGAAGUUGUUGGUUCCGUAAUUGCUUCUCAUUCGACUGUGAAGGAUGAAUCUCCUGUUCCUAGAAGAAGCGUGAUUGGACCUGAAAUGCCAUCUUCUGAGUUACUAGCUGCAGCAGCCAAAUUAACAGAAGCUGAGGCUGUGCUUAGGGAUGCUGAGUUGGAGGAUGACACUAGUUUGUUCAUAGGCCCUCCACCUCCUGCUGUGGCUGCUGAAGCUGCAUCAGCAAAUGAGGCUGAACGCUUUGAAGAGGUGACAAGAAUAAUGGCAGCUGAGGUUGAUUCUCCAUACGAUGUGCUUGGAGUGAACAUGAAUAUGUCGACUGAUAACAUGAAGAAAAGAUAUUGGAAGCUAUCCUUAUUGGUUCACCCGGACAAAUGCUCUCAUCCACAAGCCCAACAAUCAUUCGUCAAAUUAAACAGGGCAUUUAAAGAUUUACAAGAUCCAGAUAAGAGAAAAGUGAUUGAUGAUAAAAUCAGACUGAAGGAGGAGCAGGAGUUAUUCAAGGCAGAGUUGAAAGCACGUCGUGAAGCUGCACAAUGGCGAAGAUUACAAGGUAUAUCGAUGCCAGGUGAUGAUGAGCUUCUAGAAGUAACCGAACUACCCCAGAGAAGGGAUGAGUGGAUGACAACAUUGCCACCUGAAAGGAAGCCAGGUAUGACUAUGCAUUCGACAACAUCUUUUAGUAAGACUACUAAAGAAGGACGUGGUGAUACCAGCGUUUGGACUGAUACUCCUAUGGACAGGGCCCAACAAGCAAAAAUGAAUUACUUGGAUGCUUAUAAUAAGGCUGCUGCACUCGCUUCAAAUGAAGAGGAGAAGAAAAGAAAAAGUUCGGAUGCAGAGUUGGUUGACAAAUAUAAUCAGUCCAGACGCUCAAAGUCGCUGGUUCAGAAGCACCAAGAAGAGUCGGCCAGUAGUCGUUCCAGGAAAAAGAUCAAGCCGCAAACCGAUAAAGAAGAGUGGGUGGGAAAGCACCCAUGGAAGCCUUGGGAUCGUGAAAAUGACCUAACAGCUGGUAGACAGAAGGUUAAAUUAGAUUCAGAAAACAUGAUGCAGGGUUUGUCUUCCCGGUUUUCUUCAGGAGACAUACAAAGAAAUUUCCUUUAGGUCAUGUGGCCGGUUGUCUUUUUAUCUUAAAUAUUUAUAUUGCAUGAGUUCAAGCUGUUUGUAAUGAAAAUUAACAGCUGUAGGAUGCUCAAGUCCAGCACCAAGAGAAUGAAAAUUAAUGGAGAAGAAAAGUUGUAUAUGAUAUGAAAUAUGAACUCUGCCUUCCAAUAAACCUGAAAUCAAAUAAGAAAUCAAGGUGGCUGGGAAUUUGGCGGCCUUCCAUUGUAAUUGUUGAAGUUGCUAAUGCGACAGUAAAUGUAUUCAACCAUGUGAUGCUUUGCUUUUUC